AUGAACUACUACUGCCAUUACUACCACUACCACCACCAUCACUGCUGCUACUACUACCAUUACUACCACUAUUACUAUCACAACUGCUACCACUCCUGCUGCUACUAUUACUGCCUGACGGAGGCCCUCAUCUCUGGUUCUGACGCCCCCCGCCCCCCUGGCCCAAGUCCCCGGAGUUCUCAGUUUCCUGACUUGCACGUGAUUUUCCAGCAUGAGUCUCUGCCAAACUCGAGUUUCGACAUUGGAAACUCGAAGCUGGCUGUGUGCCAGCCACCGUGCCAGAACAGGGGCUCCUGCAGCCGGCCCCAACUCUGUGUGUGUCGCUCUGGCUUCCGCGGAGCCCGCUGCGAGGAGGUCAUCCCCGAGGAGGAAUUUGACCCCCAGAACUCGAGGCCAGCUCCCCGACGCUCAGCCGAGGGUUCACACAACUUGCGCAGGAGCAGCGCAGCCAGAGAAAGCACAGCGGCCAGAGCACGGCCACUGACACCACAGCUGCCACCAGCCAGGAGCCUGAGUGAGCUCAGCCAGCCCCGCCCCUCCCAGCAGCGCGUGGGGCUGUCCCGGACCGUCAGACUUUACCCGGCCACCUCAGCCAAUGCGGAGGGAUGGUGCCCAGCAGGCAGCAUAUCUGGACCACCUGUCAUCCCCUGGGGGCUGAACCUCACGGAGAAAAUCAAGAAGAUCAAGAUCAUCUUCACUCCUACCAUCUGCAAGCAGACCUGUGCCUAUGGGCACUGUGCCAACAGCUGCGAGCGUGGCGACACCACCACCCUGUACAGCCAGGGCGGUCACGGGCAUGACCCCAAGUCUGGCUUCCGCAUCUAUUUCUGCCAGAUCCCCUGCCUGAAUGGAGGCCGCUGCAUCGGCAGGGACGAGUGCUGGUGCCCCUCCAACUCCACCGGGAAGUUCUGUCACUUGCCCGUCCCAAAGCUGGACAGGGAGCUGGCAGAGAGGGGCUCCCACCACAGGGCCCUGCUGGAGGGCCCCUUGAGGCAGUCCACCUUCACCUUGCCGCUCUCCAACCAGCUGGCCUCUGUGAACCCCUCCUUGGUGAAGGUGCACAUUCACCACCCGCCCGAGGCCUCCGUGCAGGUGCACCAGGUGGCGCGGGUGCGGGGCGAGGCCGAGGAGGCCCCGGAGGAGAACAGCGUGGAGACCAGACCUGUGCCCCGGCUCCCUGCCAGCCCUGGCCACGGCCACUGGGACAGCAACAGCAUCCCCACUCGGCACGGAGAGGCCCCUCGGCCACUGCCCCCAGCGGCACCCAGGCCUCAGGGGCUGCUGGGCCGGUGUUACCUGAGCAGCAUGAACGGCCAGUGUGCCAACCCCCUGCUGGAGCUGACUACCCAAGAGGACUGCUGUGGCAGUGUGGGGGCCUUCUGGGGGGUGACCCUGUGUGCCCCCUGCCCGCCCAGACCAGCCUCUCCAGUGAUUGAAAAUGGCCAGCUGGAGUGUCCCCAGGGGUACAAGAGACUAAACCUCACUCACUGCCAAGAUAUCAACGAGUGCCUGACCCUGGGCCUGUGCAGGGACUCGGAGUGUGUGAACACCAGGGGCAGCUACCUGUGCACCUGCAGGCCCGGCCUCAUGCUGGAUCCCUCGAGGAGCCGCUGCGUGUGGACCAAGCCCUUCCCUAGGGUAGCCCCAGGGAAGUGGCUGCUGGAGGCAGAGACUGAACCUGGAGACCAUGGCUCAUGA
This is a messenger RNA of Myotis lucifugus (little brown bat), 1698 nucleotides long. RefSeq names its product latent transforming growth factor beta binding protein 2 (gene LTBP2). The coding region runs from base 1 to 1698 and encodes 565 amino acids. The transcript is spliced from 13 exons. NCBI's taxonomy places the organism in Eukaryota, Metazoa, Chordata, Mammalia, Chiroptera, Vespertilionidae. Gene Ontology annotation, molecular function: calcium ion binding; Notch binding. The record is from RefSeq and is a predicted model, not a curated record.